AUGUCCAUGGGCUCCGGUGCGUCCGGUUCGCGGGCAGACUCCGUUCUCGCCUGCGCGCUAGGAAACAACAACGGCACGUACCCGAACGGUACAAAGGGCGCCGGCUCUUGGCUGUUCGGACAUUACGUGCCCACCUCGGCCGAGCUCACACUAUGCCAGGAGUAUCAUGAUCCUUGGGCGGGGACCGUCAAGUACGGACACUGGACGAUAUGGUUCAUCAUCUGCUUCGUCGCGUUUUUCUCCUGGACGGGCAGCCAUCGACGCAUCGAGUUGACAUCUAGGCAAGUACUAACCCCCUCGGCGGUCAAAGCCAGUCUCAUCGGCGUGUUGCUCACUAAAUUCCGGUACCUGCCGCCUUGCGGCCCCUUGACGCUCAUGAUCGUUUUCUUCGCUUUUACCAUGGGCUAUGUAUGGGGCUUUAGGCCGUGCUAUCGUCCUCCCAACUUCGGUAGCAGCCCUCUUGGCUUGCGCUCCGAGUGGGCGGCGACAGCGACCAUGCCUUUCAUCUACGCUUUCGGCACUAGGGUCAACUUCGUUGGUUAUGUCACCAACAAACCUCUGCACACUAUGCGAUCGUUCCACGUGUGGGCUGGGUGGUUUUGCCUCUUCAUGAGCAUCGUGCACACCGUCGCCAUGUUCAUUCGUGCGAAUAGGCAAGCGCCGCUUUGGUAUACUAUGAAGACCAACGCAGAAUACAGCAAUGGGUUUUGGGCGUUGAUUCCGCUCAUCUGGUUGACACUCAUGUCGUUGGACAUCGUCAAGAACGCUUGCUACGAAGUCUUCUACAUCUUGCAUUGGCUGGCAGCCUCCAUGUUCUUGGCCGGGAUGUUCUUUCAUUGCGGGAAUACCCUGGACUCCUGGGCAUACUGCUGGGCAACCUUGGCUCUGUGGGCAGCGGCCCUCCUCCUCCGACAUGGUGUUAUCCUCUUCCGGACCCGACUGCUCACCCGUCUCGACUCGGCUACAGUCCAUGUCGCAGGGAACAGGGCCGUCAUGAUCAGCGUACGAACGCGCACGCGCUGGACGCCAGGCCAACACGUCUACCUCCGUUUCGUUUCGCUGCAGUCGUGGGCCACGCAUCCCUUCACCGUCGCGUCCUUGCCCGAUGACGAGUCGGGUCUGGUGGUGCUCGCCCGGGCUCACACGGGAAUGACAGGCCGCCUGCUCGCGAGAGCGCAAACGAGCUCUGCCCAAACGUGGACGGGACGUGUCAUCAUCGACGGUCCGUACGGCGGAGAGACGUUCCUGGGAGUGCGACUCAGCUUCUGCGCCGAGGUCAAACUAAUCUGGGUCGUGCGACAAAGUGAUGAUCUCGCUUGGUUUGCGCAAGAGAUUCGGGACGUGUUGGACGCGUCGGAUGCGAACAAGAACCUCGAAGUCUUUGUCAUGCUGUUCAUCAGCAACACGUGUCCCGUCAGCCAAGAGAGCGAUAGCGAUAUGGAACGCAAGGGAGAGCGAUCCGAGGUUGGGCUCUACGAGCGUUGCAAGCCAGUGUACGGCCGUCCCAACAUCGGCGACCUGGUCCGCGAUGUGUCUUCGAAGACGGUCGGGCGUUUGGGUAUUGCAUCUUGCGGCCCACACUCCAUGCUGUCCGAUGCCCGUGCUGCGGCGGUUGCCACCAACCUCGCCGUCGCACGGAACGACAAGGUCUGCACCGUGUCGGAGGUAGAGUUCUAUGCCGAAUCCUUCGAGAUGUGAUCUAGACGAUGUUUAUACGGCGUAACUGUUUUCAUGAGUUACCCAAGGCGUUCGUGCGCCAUGUCGAUCCAUUUGCGUCCG
Punctularia strigosozonata HHB-11173 SS5 is the source of this 1779-nucleotide messenger RNA. RefSeq lists its product as uncharacterized. The transcript is spliced from 11 exons. The record is from RefSeq and is a predicted model, not a curated record. Gene Ontology annotation, cellular component: plasma membrane. Gene Ontology annotation, molecular function: ferric-chelate reductase activity. NCBI's taxonomy places the organism in Eukaryota, Fungi, Basidiomycota, Agaricomycetes, Corticiales, Punctulariaceae. The coding region runs from base 1 to 1698 and encodes 565 amino acids. Gene Ontology annotation, biological process: iron ion transport; intracellular iron ion homeostasis; copper ion import.